AGUAAUAUCACUGUCUCCCUUCAUCACCAAAUCUCUCCAGAUGUUAGUAAUAUCACUGUCUCCCUUCAUCACCAAAUCUCUCCAGAUGUUAGUAAUAUCACUGUCUCCCUACAUCACCAAAUCUCACCAGAUGUUAGUAAUAUCACCGUCUCCCUUCAUCACCAAAUCUCCCCAGAUGUUAGUAAUAUCACUGUCUCCCUUCAUCACCAAAUCUCUCCAGAUGUUAGUAAUAUCACCGUCUCCCUUCAUCACCAAAUCUCACCAGAUGUUAGUAAUAUCACUGUCUCC
Lottia gigantea (owl limpet) is the source of this 288-nucleotide messenger RNA. RefSeq lists its product as hypothetical. The transcript has a single exon. The record is from RefSeq and is a predicted model, not a curated record. The annotation marks the transcript as partial. Lineage: Eukaryota; Metazoa; Mollusca; Gastropoda; Lottiidae.